AUGCACCGCGCACUUCUUAUCUCAGAAGUUGCCCGGAACAUAACCUACUGCCAAUCAGAAAAGAAGGCUCUCGCGGCUUUGGCUCAGACUUGCCGCGCGUUCUCUGAGCCUGCUUUGGACGCUUUGUGGAGGGAGUUGGACUCGCUGUUGCCCUUACUAGAGUGCCUUGGUAAUGCCAUCUCUCGGUGCCCUUCAUUCCAGUCUGGUCAGAAAAUGUAUGGCCUUUCCCGGGUGCUGCUCCCGACCGACUGGAUAGUAUUCAGAAAGUACGCGUCAAAAGUUGUCGAACUGAAGUCGAUCACACCUCCCAAAUCGUCAUCCAGUCCUCACAUUGAUGACGAUGUUUUUCGCGCUCUGUGUUGGCCUCCCACGUUCGAGCCGCUGUUUCCCAAGCUCCAACGCCUCAUAUGUCCCAGCAUUCAUUCAGAUAUCCUGCCCUUCUUGAGGUUCAUCCUUGGCCCAUCCAUCACUUCGCUGAUUAUAUCUCCAAUGAACACUGGUUACAUCGGUGAUUGUAGCUUAGAAGCCAGUCUACCCACCCUUUGUCCACGGCUCAAACAUCUUGAGUGGAAAAAUUUCUCCGACAUCGAUGAGGACGAGGACGCAGGGUCAGCUUUCAUAUCAGAGGCCGUCACUUCCCUCACAGAACUUGAGACAUUGGUGGCUCCACUCAACGGGCGCGCUUUACAACGCCUGUCAUCUCUCCCCUCACUCCGGUCACUGGAUGUGACUCUCAUGGCGCCAUCGGUGUCAGAACCACAUCCUGCUCUUCACGAGCCUGCGUUUCCCAGCGUCUAUCGUAUCAGGUUCACUAGUUAUUCCUUGUCAGACAUCGCCGACUUCGUUCGCACUGGUCACUUCUCCUUGGCUGUCUUCUCGGCCCAGGCGAGUGGAUCUAACUCAGAAUCCUUCGACGAUCUCUGCACUGCCGUGUCUUCUAAUGUCGACAAUUCAGCUCUGAAGUUUCUAGACAUAAUGGCGGAAGAUGACCACUUUUCUUUAUCAGAAUCAACUCUCAAACGAAAGGCCUUCCAGCACCUCCUUCAGUUCCAUAACCUCGUCGGGGUUUGCGUGGAUACAGCGCAUGAAAUACAACUUGACAACGCUUCUCUCCUGCAAAUGGCAGAGUCUUGGCCUGUGCUGGAGUCUCUCGAAAUCAACCCUCGUAAGGGCUGGGGCAGGCGCUCAUGCAUAACGCUCCACGGCUUGCGCACGAUGCUGAAGCGACUCCCAAAACUCACAACGCUUGCCAUCGCCAUCGACGCCCAAGCCGUCAAACUGCAUAUCACCGAAGAUGACCAGUAUGGGCAAUAUCAGAUCACAAGGCCCUUCAAGCUCAAUGUGCUGGACUCGAGAAUAGGCUGUAAUCACGCAGAGGUGGCCGCUUUCCUGUCGGACCUUUUCCCGGUGAUAGACAAGAGGUCCGACUUUUCCUACUUCCAAUUUUCUACCGACGUGCUCGAGCAGAUGGAUGAUGAUUGGACGAAGUAUUGUAACAGGUGGAAUCAUGUGUUACAAACCCUCCUGGUCAUGAACCGGGUGAUAAAAAGGAAGGCGCUCAUCAGCGGAAGCGUAUGGCUAGUGUAG
This is a messenger RNA of Coniophora puteana RWD-64-598 SS2, 1587 nucleotides long. RefSeq lists its product as uncharacterized. The record is from RefSeq and is a predicted model, not a curated record. The transcript has 2 exons. Bases 1 to 1587 code for a protein of 528 amino acids. NCBI's taxonomy places the organism in Eukaryota, Fungi, Basidiomycota, Agaricomycetes, Boletales, Coniophoraceae.